Molecule: messenger RNA, 2282 nt
Organism: Myxocyprinus asiaticus (Chinese sucker)
Lineage: Eukaryota; Metazoa; Chordata; Actinopteri; Cypriniformes; Catostomidae
Gene: lipg
Product: lipase, endothelial
Exons: 10
Coding region: 111-1616 (501 amino acids)
Biological process (GO): lipid metabolic process
Molecular function (GO): protein binding; lipoprotein lipase activity
Source: RefSeq, a predicted model, not a curated record
ACAGGGUCAUACAUUUUCCUGACACCUCACAGUGAGGGAAUAAUACGAUAAACCGUCUGUUACUUUCGACUGUGGGGGAAAAAAGAAAAUAUUAUAAAGCAUUGAACAUUAUGGUAGAAAAAUCCAUGAGAAAUUCAUUCUGUUUGUUAGCUUUUAUACUGUGCUGUUUAUGCCGUGACUCAGCCACAGAACCCAGCGAGAAUGAGCCACUGAAAGAUGAUGCAGUCUAUAACUUUUCUAUGGAUCCAGUAUUGCUUCAUGACCGGAUCAAGUACAAUAUGCGGAAGUCUUUGGAUCUUGACGAUGAUGGCUGUUACCUCCAACCUGGGAAAAAGGAAAGCCUUGAGGAGUGUGGCUUCAAUACCACAGCCAAGACCAUUCUGAUCAUCCAUGGCUGGACGAUGAGUGGGAUGUUUGAAAGCUGGAUGCACAAGUUGGUGGCUGCUGUUCAGAGGAGGGAGUCUGAGGCCAACGUAGUGGUGGUUGAUUGGCUGGGUCUCGCCCAUCAGCUUUAUCCUGAUGCCGUCAACCAUACUCGCCGGGUUGGACGGAGCAUUGCUACCGUUUUGGACUGGCUCCAGGAAGAGCAGCAGCUACAACUUGAAAACCUCCACAUAAUUGGAUACAGUCUGGGCGCCCAUGUUGCUGGAUAUGCUGGAACUUUUGUAAAUGGAAACAUUGGACGUAUAACAGGUUUAGACCCAGCUGGUCCCAUGUUUGAGGGGGCAGAUUCCCACAAGAGGCUUUCUCCUGAUGAUGCAGAUUUUGUCGAUGUCCUUCACACAUACACACGGGGAGCUCUGGGUGUCAGUAUUGGUAUCCAGGAGCCCAUUGGACACAUUGAUAUCUAUCCCAACGGUGGGGAUGUACAGCCAGGCUGUUCCUUAGGGGAUGUGCUGUCUACUGCUGCCGCAGGAAAUUUUGUAGAAGUCAUGAAGUGUGAACAUGAGCGGGCAGUACAUCUCUUUGUGGACUCCCUUAUGAAUAAGGACCAUGUGAGCUACGCUUUUCAGUGUACCGGACCUGAUCGCUUCAAGAAGGGCAUUUGUCUGAGCUGUUGGAAAAACCGCUGCAAUAGCAUCGGUUACAAUGCCAAGAAAACACGUAAGAGGAGAAACAGUAAAAUGUACCUCAAGACUCGUGCAGACACACCUUUUGGUGGUUACCACUAUCAGAUGAAGGUGCAUGUUUUUGAUAAGAAGCAAGCGGAAGACUCUGAUCCCACAUUCUACAUCAAACUGUAUGGAUCCCAUAACGACACCAAUAAUCUCAGUGUAGACAUUGCCGAUGGAGUUGGUUUAAACCUCACAAACACAUUUCUUGUCUUCACGGAAGAGGAUAUUGGUGAGCUGUUAAAAAUUACUCUUCGCUGGGAAGGCCCUUCUGAGUCCUUGUCUUCCAUAUGGAAACACGUUAAGUCAUCGAUCUGGUCGUGGUCGAGUCAACCGAAAGAAAAAGUUCUUGAGGUUCGGAGGAUCCGAGUCAAAGCAGGAGAAACCCAGAAGAAGUUCACCUUUUGUGCACAAGAAACUGAGAUCUCACCAGGAAAAGAGAUUACAUUCCUUAAAUGCCGUGAUGGCUGGGAGGUUAAACCUAGAAAACGAUUGCACUACUGAGAGAAAGCACUGUUACCCAUAGGGACCCAAGGCGGCACAGGGACUCAGCACUUUUGUUUUGGUACACGUUUUUCAGGAUAAUGUACCAGUUUGUUUUGAGUGUGUAGGACACAAAUUGUGCUGCUCAAAUGGCCAGCUCGGAAGGGUGAAGACUGGCUACUGGACUUGCUCAGGGCAUUUUUUUUUUCUACCAUUGGGCUGUUCUGGAUUGUUUGAGGUUCUGGAUAGAUUUUUGUCUUUUGAUAGUGUUUGGAUAUUUUCUAUUGUUCUUUAAAACCUCCUUGUGGAUCUCAGACUCUCCUAAACAACUCCACCUUCAGUUUAUAUAUUUUUGUAAGUUUUUAAUUUAUGAAGGAAAAAGCACUGCAAACCGAAGCCUAUUUAUCAACCUAAUGCACACCAUGUACCAAGGCACAAAUUUAUUCUCUUCCAAGUUACCUUGUGACCACUUCUUUUACAUGUGUGUCUGUGGAUUUCAACAGCAAGAAUGUUUUUAUAUGAAUUCACAGUAUUAUAAAAGGUCAAGAAAAUGGAGAGAGAAAUGGUCUAUUUAUCUUCAUAAAGAAAACGUUGUUGCACAUUGUGUGCGUUAUGUACAUGUUUUGUGUAUAUAAUGUAUAUAAAAUGUAAGACUUUGUAAUAAAAUUACUUUGGAUUCUCAUUAAA